Molecule: messenger RNA, 2234 nt
Organism: Lotus japonicus
Lineage: Eukaryota; Viridiplantae; Streptophyta; Magnoliopsida; Fabales; Fabaceae
Product: kinesin-like protein KIN-14I
Exons: 12
Biological process (GO): microtubule-based movement
Molecular function (GO): microtubule motor activity; ATP binding; microtubule binding
Source: RefSeq, a predicted model, not a curated record
UCUUACAAACGUGGAAGCCACUGUGUGGAAGCAAUUGAAUUAAUUUUGAAAGUUAGGGUUUGUGCUCUAAGGAAGAGAAGAGUAGCACCCCUUCAGAUUUGCUCUUUGGAUGUUAUUGAGAUUUCCAGGCAACUAAGUAGCAGACUGUUGUCAGGUUCAGAUCAUUCAGCUCAUUUCGUUUAUAGGCCUCUUUUGCUGGUUGAAUCUGUCUUGAAUAAGGUUGUAGAGGAAUUUGAGCAGCGUAUCGCUAGCCAAGGUGAACAGAUGAAAACAGCUUCAAGAGAUUCUGCUUCUGAAAGCUACGGGUCUGUUUCAAAGUUUGUUAUGGAAGACAAAAAGGUAGAGAACAAAAUUCAUACGGUAACAAGGGAAGAGGAUUGUAUUAGUAAAAAUCGUGUGGCUGCUGGGGAAUUGCAGAGCCAACUUCUGAAGCAGCAAAUGCUCUUUAACCAACAGCAAAGAGAUAUUCAAGAGCUAAAGCAUAUUCUGCAUACCACUAAAGGGGGUAUGCAGCUCAUGCAAAUGAAAUAUCAUGAGGAGUUUUCCAAUCUUGGUAAGUUCAUUUAUUCUUCUUUUGCAGGUAUGCACAUCCAUGGCUUAGCUCAUGCUGCUUCUGGAUAUCACAAAGUUCUUGAAGAAAACCGCAAACUAUACAAUCAAGUCCAGGAUCUUAAGGGAAGUAUUAGGGUGUACUGUCGAGUAAGGCCUUUCUUUCCCGGACAAUCAAGCCAUUUGAGCUCAGUAGAAAACAUAGAAGAUGGAACUCUUACAGUUAAUGUCCCUUCAAAGAAUGGGAAGGGGCACAGGUCCUUCAAUUUCAACAAAGUCUUUGGACCAUCUGCAACCCAAGGAGGUCUUCAAUUUGGCAGUUGCUUGACUGUUCAUGUUCAAGGAAGAGAUUUGACAUCUGGAGCUAUCCUUCGUGAACGCAUGCAUUUGGUUGACUUAGCAGGAAGUGAGAGGGUAGAUAAAUCUGAAGCCACAGGAGACAGACUAAAAGAGGCUCAGCAUAUUAACAAGUCACUUUCAGCUUUGGGGGAUGUCAUUGCUUCCCUUGCUCAGAAAAACUCACACGUUCCUUAUAGAAAUAGUAAACUCACACAGUUGCUCCAAGAUUCACUUGGAGGAAAGGCAAAGACACUAAUGUUUGUUCACAUAAGUCCAGAGAGUGACGCUAUUGGAGAAACAUUAAGUACCUUAAAAUUUGCAGAAAGAGUUGCUACAGUUGAACUCGGUGCUGCCCGAGUAAACAAAGAUAGUACUGCAGAUGUUAAAGAGCUCAAAGAACAGAUUGCAAGCCUUAAGGCAGCAUUGGCAAGAAAGGAAGAAGGGGAAUCAGAAUAUUCUUUAUCCGGAAGCUCAGACAAAUACAGGACAAAGGCUAGCGAGCUAUCACCUUAUCAUGUAAACCAGCGAGCUGCAGAUAUUGGCGAUCAGCCUGGAUGCCGGCGACCAAUGGUUGAAGUUGGGAACAUAGAGCUUCAGAGUAAUACCAAGUUGAGGCACAAAACUCAGAGCUUUGAUUUUGAUGAGAUAUCAGCAAAUUCACCGCCCUGGCCCCCAGUGAAUGUUCAGAGCUAUGGGGAGGAUGACAGAGAAACAGGUUAUGGAGAGUGGGUGGAUAAGGUCAUGGUAAACAAGCAAGACAUGAACAAAACUGAGAACCUCUUGGGAUGUUGGCAAUCAACUUAUGGGAACUUAUCACAGGCAUUUUAUCAGCAAUAUCUCCAAGAUUCUUCCAAUGACAUGGAUGAACUUGAUGCUGCAACCAGUGAUUCCUCGGAACCUGACUUGCUUUGGCAAUUUAAUCAUUCCAAACUUAACAGUGUGACCAAUGGGAUGGGAUCAAAGACUAUGAGAUCUGUCUCAAAGGCACCAAAAACCCCAGAACUGAGACGAUCGAAUAGUGCCUCACAUCGAACAGGAAGGCAUCCAGCUUCAGUUGACGUGAAACGGAAACCUGGGAGUCGAAAGUAAACACGUGUAAUUAUAAACGUACAAAGAGUGAUUUUUUAUUUAUUUUAUUUUUCAAAUUUUGUGACAGGGAGAGAGCUGUUGCUAUAAUUUUCCUCUUUGUAUUGUUUGUUUGUAAUUUGUAAUUACAGAGAUAAUGGAGCAAUAAUGCCUGUUGCUUUGUAUGUAUCAUGAUUCUUUUACUUUACACGGCAGCUUAUAGAGAGCAUGUAAAAAACUUCAAACUUCUCUGCUCACUGUAAUGAUUUUUUGUUUGCAAC